GCGCGCCAUCUCCUCGAACAGCUAAUAGGGUAGGUCAUCAAUAUCCGAUCGGUGGUGGUCCGACACCCUGCACCCCCGCCGAUCAGCUGUACGAGGAGACGGCGCGCACAGUGUACACAUGCCAUCUCCCUUCCUGUCCGCUGCUGUAUGUCUAUGGGACUGCAAAUGAGUGCGGAACGAAAUUGCGGACGUGUGAAUGGAGCCUUAUCCUGAGGAUAGGUCAUCAGGGAAAGAAAAUCUUGGAAAACCCCUUUAAGGGAAAGUGACAGGCCAUUUGACACAGACGGGGUAGGACUGAGAGCUUUAUGUGGCUGAACAUCCCAGAACUCUAAAUGAAAUCUUGCAAUACACAGCGAGGGGCUCCUCUGAAGAGAAAUCAAUGGUAAUGUGAUUUCACGGCCCUGGAAUGUCGAUAUCGCACUCCAGCCGCUCUCCUGCUGCCUGUAAAGUAAUGAAAUGAAAUCUACUUGUUUCCUCUGUGGAGUCUUUACUGGGAAACUGCGAACUUUAGAAUUACUGUUCCUUCCAUCUAUCUGUCCGCGGGUGAUUCUGGUUGAGGGCCUGCAAUUGGGGUGAAAUGAAAAAUCACAAUGGACUAGAGAUUUAGGUUGUGUUCAUACUUUGCGGAUACGCUGUGGAUUUUGCAAAAUGUUGGGCGUAUUACCAAAUCGCUUCCGCGUAGUAUGUGAACAUAUGCUGUGGAUUUCUGCCAUGGGUUUAAAUGGAUGUGGUACAUUUGUGGCAGGUCCGCAGCAAAGUCCACAACAUGUCGGCUCCAAAUAUGUCUUGUGGGUUUGUUUUGAAUUUUGCGGUGGAUUUUUCCUGCUGAAUGUGCAUGUCUGGUAGACGUACCCUUCAUUAUAGCAUCAGGUGCUAUUAUUCCCGGUAGAAACGAAUACUUAUAAAAACUUCAUACGGAGUCUGAUUUCUGCCUGUCGUAAGAAGAAAGGAGAAAGAAUGGGCUAUGUACUGUAUGUGACUCCAUAACUGCUUCCGUGUGAUGUCCCGAUCAGAAGCCUGCGUGGCAGAUGUUCGGUGAUAUAUCCGGAGAAGGAGAGCGCAGCAAGCAGUGGUAUUUUUCACGACAAAAUCAUAUACACCACGUUGGCCCUAAUUACAAUUCAGUGGGGUCCGUUUGACUUUUUUGGUGUUCGUUAUGGAGUCAGCUACUCCAAAACACAAUGGCUCAGGCUAUCCCUCAGAUGAAAGCUACAGUAAUGAGGCUUAUGUUGAGCAGCGCCCAUCUGUACUUCAUCCAGAUUACAGAGUUGCUCGCUGGUGUCACGACUUGAAGAUCCAGGACGGAGAGGCUGCCUGCUAUUCACCCCGAGGUGGUGGUUAUCGCAGUACGCUUGGAACGCGGUGCAGUUUGUCAUGUGACCAGGGAUACCGACUGAUUGGCCAGAGCUCUGUACGUUGUUUACAUAACCGCCGCUGGUCGGGAUAUGCUCACUGCAGGCGGAUCCAAUGUCAUGUUUUGCCAGCAAUCCCGUAUGGGUCAUACCAGUGUACGGCUGGUGUUUAUGAGGGUUCCCGUUGUGAUUAUACUUGCUCUCCAGGCUAUCAGAUUGAGGGUGAUCGCAAUCGUGUCUGCAUGGAAGAUGGGCUCUGGAGCGGAGGAGAACCUUUUUGUGUAGAUGUUGAUCCACCCAAGAUUCAGUGCCCGACUCCAAGGGUAAAAGUUGCCGAGCCAGAGAAACUGACCGCUGUGGUGUACUGGGGAAGCCCGAAGGUCAAGGAUACAGCUGAUGGUGUUAUAACAAGAGUGUUGCGGAGAGGUCCUGAACCAGGAUCUCAGCUCCGUGAAGGUGAACACAUCAUCCGAUAUACAGCAUAUGACAGCGCAAACAACCGCGCAAGCUGUAAAUUUACAGUAAAAGUACAAGUAAGAAGAUGUCCCAUUCUUUCUCCUCCACUUCACGGUUACAUCACCUGUAGCUCUGCUGGGAAUAACUACGGAGCUAAUUGUGAAUAUCACUGUGAGGGGGGCUAUGAGCGUCAGGGGCCAGCUCUGCGGGUCUGCCUAUUCAGUCAGCAGUGGGCUGGAUCCCCAGCGAUAUGUACACCCAUGCAGAUCAACGUCAACGUGAAUUCUGCAGGCGGCUUCAUAGACCAGUUUUUUGAGAAGCAGCAACUACUGAUUAUUUCUACCCCCAGCUCUUCGGACAGGUACUACAGACUUCAGAGUGCUGCUCUGCAGAGAGCAACUUGUGGUCUGGAUCAGCGUCAUGUCGUAGUGGUUGAGUUGGUGGGAGAGAUGCCAAAAGAGGUGGGACGUGUACGAGCUCAGCAACUGUCAACAGAACUCAUCGAGCAAUUAAGACAGGCCUUGCAUAUCUCCAGAUCAUACUUCAAUAUGGUUCUCAUCGACAAGUACGGUGUUGACCGGGAACGAUACGUGGAACCUACGACCUCCGAUGAGAUCUUCACUUUUAUAGACACCUAUCUACUGAGCCCCUUGGAACUCGCUCAGCUGGAGGCCAACAAGGAGAACUGUGAAUGAUGGACAUCGCUGCUGCUCUGCACAAAGAGGGAACUGGUGAUCGAAUCCGUGGAAACAGUCAUAAUCCUAGCGGAAAUUAGUUUUUUUAAAUAAAAUAUUUAUUAAAUAAAACUCGUAUAAACUAGAA
Bufo gargarizans (Asiatic toad) is the source of this 2630-nucleotide messenger RNA. RefSeq names its product sushi repeat containing protein X-linked 2 (gene SRPX2). The transcript has 10 exons. The record is from RefSeq and is a predicted model, not a curated record. Lineage: Eukaryota; Metazoa; Chordata; Amphibia; Anura; Bufonidae. The coding region runs from base 1157 to 2503 and encodes 448 amino acids.